CCUCAUUGGAUCCAAACAGCAAAAAAUACGUCGACGUCAUUCGUAUUCGGAUCACUGGUCAAAAAUUGAGAAUCAAUUUUUAAGUAAAAUAUUGCUUUUAAAAGUUUAGUUUUAUUGUAGAUACUAAAAAUGAGUGCGAUAUUCAACUUUCAAAGCUUGCUCUCGGUGAUCCUGCUGGCAAUCUGCACCUGUGCGUAUCUUCGGUCCCUGUUUCCUUCUUUCAUUGAUAGGAAUAAAACUGGAAUGAUGGGCAUAUUUUGGAAGCUAGCACGGAUCGGUGAACGGAAAUCCCCGUGGGUGGCGCUGGCUUGUGUAUUGAUGGCCGCUUCGAUACUGUUCUACACGUAAUCCGGUUUGAAGUUGAUUUCUGUAAGUCCUCAAUGAUUCCAAAUACUAUUAUUACACUUUUGUCGGAUAAA
Messenger RNA from Aedes albopictus (Asian tiger mosquito), 419 nucleotides. RefSeq names its product protein kish (gene ksh). The coding region runs from base 130 to 348 and encodes 72 amino acids. The record is from RefSeq and is a predicted model, not a curated record. Lineage: Eukaryota; Metazoa; Arthropoda; Insecta; Diptera; Culicidae. Gene Ontology annotation, biological process: intracellular transport; protein secretion. The transcript is spliced from 3 exons.